Messenger RNA from Eptesicus fuscus (big brown bat), 501 nucleotides. RefSeq names its product transmembrane protein 207 (gene TMEM207). The record is from RefSeq and is a predicted model, not a curated record. NCBI's taxonomy places the organism in Eukaryota, Metazoa, Chordata, Mammalia, Chiroptera, Vespertilionidae. Bases 1 to 501 code for a protein of 166 amino acids. The transcript is spliced from 6 exons.
AUGUCGAGAUCCAGUCUUUUUAGUUUCACUUCAGUGAUCUCCAAAACGGGAACCUGGUGUUUGCCACUAUUCCAGUUGGUGCUCUCGGACCCACCAUGUGAAGAAAAUGAAAUGUACAUAAACUAUAAAAAUCAAUACCCAAAUGAUUGGUAUAUCUGGUUCUUGCUCCUAAUUUUCCUGGUGGCUCUGCUAUGCGGAGCAGUGCUCCUCUGCCUUCCCGGCUGGCUGAGGAGAUGCGGAAUCGGUUCCUCAAGGCGCACCGUGGCUGUUUUUGCUGUCGGCGACUUGGACCCUGUUUAUGAGCUGGGCCCUUCAGCCUUGACAGCAGCCAGCAGGUCCCCUGCCUUCCUCAGAAGACCUGGAGGGACAGAAGCAGCUGUGAAUCCAGCUGUUGGAACUCACCUUCCAGCUCAAAACCCUGAACUGUAUCAUGUUUCAGGUUUCAACACUUUAGGAGCUCCUCCUCCAUAUGAAGAAAUUCUGAAAUCAAGCCAACUUUAG